This is a messenger RNA of Neolamprologus brichardi, 1473 nucleotides long. Its product is annotated as transmembrane protein 17A. Gene Ontology annotation, biological process: non-motile cilium assembly. Gene Ontology annotation, cellular component: ciliary transition zone. Lineage: Eukaryota; Metazoa; Chordata; Actinopteri; Cichliformes; Cichlidae. The record is from RefSeq and is a predicted model, not a curated record.
CCUUUAUGUGUCCACUUGCAUCUCUUCUAGCCUGGUAUUGUGCGAUUGUUUAACUUAAGACAAAAAUGAGCAACGGAUACUGAAAACAUAUUUUUGGGAUUGUAAACCUCCUGACUCCUUGGCUCUGUCAUGAUCACCACCUCUGUCAACAAUGCCUGUGUUCUACUCGCCUGUUCCCGAAAACCUGCCGGUGGGUCUGGUGUAUAUGGGAGGUUCUGUGUUCACAAACAACAGGACAGCAGACAGUGACUUCACCAGGGAGCAAGAGGAUGCAUCUGUGGUCAACGAGCUGGUUUCUCACCUCCCCCUUCAAAUGCUCCUGUAUUUCAAUAUGUUUUAUUUUCCCUGUUGGUGGUUUUCAGCUGUGUUCAUGCUGGAAGUAAAGUUCUACUAUCUUCCUGGGUACUAUCAGGCUCUGCUCAUUACUGGGAUGAUCCUACUCACAGUCAUCGAAGUGGUUCGACUUUAUCUGGGCUACACUGGCAACCUUAAAGAAAAGGUGCCAGAGCUGGCAGCCUUCUGGCUCCUGUCUUUCAUGUUCCAGCUGCCAGUGCUGCUGUUCUUCCUGACCGAUGAAGGAAUUAUCAUCCUGCCUCUGGAGAGAGCUGUCCACUCCAUCUAUCUCCUCUUCCUGCUCGCCCAGAUCCUGGCCUCCUUCUUGGCACUUAGAACCAUGACCCGAAAGCUCACCCUGCUCUUCCAUCUGCGGCAGCUUGGCAAGGUGGAGAGCUUCCACCACACAGGCAUGAGCCCAGUGUAUGGGCUUUCUUAUCACCGCAGUGUGCUGCCAGUAUCAGCCACCCAGGAUAUCUACAAUUAAAGCAAACAUCCAUCCUUUCCUAAUAACAUAGGUAUCAAAUCUAGUGUUGUAGGAACCACAUAUUUGAAACUUUCCAGAAAAUCUUCAACAGCUGCCAAAGCACGAGUGUGAGCAUUCAUUUAUUAUUUAAAAGAAAGCAUUUAGAAACCACCUAUUUUGUAAAACUCUGCUCUGCGGGUCUGCGUUUAUUAUGACUGCAUAGCACUCAGAACUUUUUAGGCCACUGUUGUGCUGAAAUUUGGGUGUCCCAGAUCUUUCUGUAUGACUUUUGAUGGUGUAUAAAAUGACAGACCUUUGAAAAAUAAAACAAAAAUCACAUACUAACUCUGAUGCCACAUUCUGACAUUUACUGAUGUUUUUAAAAGAUGAAAAACAACAUUUUAGCCCAAGCCUCAAUGUCAAAACUCAAUGCCACGUCAGCCAAACUGUCAUGAAGUGACACAUUUACAGGGGAGUAAGGUAAAACACACCAUCAAACAAUAAAAUUAGAUCAGAAAUACACAGCAGUACAGUGCUUGUGGCUGCUUUCAUCAGUAUUAUAGUGUUUCCGUUUUUUCCUUUCCUUUCUUAAUGAUGAUGGAUGAUGGAGGCUGUAGUGUUGGUGGAACGGAAUUAUUUUGCCGAGGCAGAUUACAUUCUUGCCCACAAGAAAA